Messenger RNA from Spodoptera exigua (beet armyworm), 1026 nucleotides. The record is from the annotation of a GenBank genome assembly. Lineage: Eukaryota; Metazoa; Arthropoda; Insecta; Lepidoptera; Noctuidae.
AUGGGUAGCAAGUCGAGUAAAAAAUCUGAAGAAAUAAUUAUUGCCCAAAACGGCGCUGGGAACAGUGCCGCAGCUACACAGACCGAGACACAGAUGUGGACUUCGGUACGGCAGGAGACGUACUUGCUAAUCAUCAUUGCAUGUAUCCUGAUGGCGAUACUCUAUGUGAUGUGGCGCUAUUGUAAGACCGGGUACGCCCGGUACCUGCGCCGAGAGCUGGUGGAGCUGACAAGGAUGGAGUCACGCGCUGGUGAGCCAGGCUAUGACAGCCGCCCACCACAACGCAAUCGCAACAAAAGAAAUGAUGCUGUUAGGGAUAUUGCUUCUGUGUUCAACAUAGCAUCAUCAGAAAUCGAGAGAAAACUGAAGAAUUUAUCCAGCCAUUAUUUUCGAGAAAAACGCAAAUAUGAAGAAUCUAAAAGGAGUGGAUCUGGACGGGAUGAUGUUCAAUUGCCGAAAUGGUUUGCUUAUAAGGCGUUAUCAUUUCUUAAUGACAAGAAUGCACCGGUACCGACUCUGAACAGCCUCACACCUAGUUCUUCACAAGAUAAUAUCACUUCCCAGACUACGCUUCUUUCGACAAGGACUUCACGAAAGCGAAAUAUAGAGAGAGAACCUGAAGUUGAUGAAGCUUUGCAAUUACUGAGGGAGAUCACGUCUAAUGCAAGGCAACGCGAUGAUGCUGCUAUAUUUGCAGACUAUAUAAGUAGCAAGUUGAGGAAGAUGGAUCAUUACACGAUGUGUACAGUACAACAUCAAAUCCAGAAUAUUGUCUAUGAAGCAGAAAUGAGAAUGGGUUCGAUGAAUUUUGAUACCAAUAAUACUACUCAGCCUCUUCGUUAUCAAAAUGUUCUUCCAGGAUACUUCACAGGCCGACCUACAACGUCAGCAAUGUCACCGUCGCCCUCAACUUCGCGCUCUGUUCAAUCAGACUAUGAAAUGCAAAAUAGCCCAGAUGUCAAUACAAGUGACAGUCUGUUACAAGUCUUGGAAAAUAAUUUAACCGAAAAUAGUGUAAUAGAUUAA